AACAAAGCUUGGCUGCGCCGUAGGCUCGUUCUCGUCCGGUUGUCUUGUAGAGGACGUUGGAGUCACAGUCAGGAGGGGCCUAUAUCAAAUAUUAAUUUUAAAACAGCAAGCACCUACAGAAAAUCGAGCCACCAUGUUCUCCCGCAUCGCUAGACCUACCGCCACCCUCUUCCGGAGCCUGUCCACCUCCUCCCAGCACAAUGCAAAAGUAGCUGUUUUGGGUGCCUCAGGUGGCAUCGGGCAGCCCCUGUCUCUCCUGCUGAAGAACAGCCCUUUGGUGAGCGAGCUUUCACUUUACGAUAUUGCCCACACUCCUGGAGUAGCUGCUGACCUCAGUCACAUUGAGACCAGAGCCACCGUCACAGGCUACAUGGGAGCAGAUCAGCUGGGUGCUGCACUGAAAGGCUGUGAAGUUGUUGUCAUCCCUGCUGGUGUCCCAAGGAAGCCUGGUAUGACCCGUGAUGAUCUGUUUAACACCAAUGCCACCAUCGUGGCCACAUUAGCUGAUGCUUGUGCCCGUCACUGCCCUCAGGCCAUGAUCUGCAUCAUUUCAAACCCAGUGAACUCCACUAUCCCAAUCACAUCAGAGGUGAUGAAGAAACAUGGCGUCUACAACCCCAACAGAGUCUUUGGUGUCACAACACUUGAUAUUGUCAGAGCAAACGCUUUUGUUGCUGAGCUCAAAGGCCUUGAUCCCGCCAGAGUCAACGUGCCCGUUGUUGGAGGUCAUGCAGGAAAGACCAUCAUUCCUCUCAUUUCACAGUGCACUCCCAAGGUUGAGUUCCCUACAGAUCAGCUGUCUGCUUUGACAGGCCGGAUCCAGGAAGCAGGAACUGAGGUUGUAAAAGCUAAAGCUGGUGCAGGUUCUGCCACUCUGUCCAUGGCCUAUGCUGGAGCCAGGUUCACAUUCUCCCUUCUUGAUGCCAUGAAUGGAAAAGAGGGUGUUGUUGAAUGUGCAUUUGUGAGAUCUGAGGAGACAGAAUGCAAAUACUUCUCUACACCUCUCCUCCUCGGGAAAAACGGCAUUGAAAAGAACCUUGGUCUUGGCAAAAUCUCUGCGUUUGAGGAGAAGCUGGUAGCUGAAGCCAUGGAUGAACUGAAGGGCUCCAUCAAGAAAGGAGAAGAUUUUGUUGCAAACAUGAAGUGAUCUGUGCUUGUGGCCCCUACCUGUGAAAUGUCAUUUAUUUUAUAAAGCUGAGUCAUUGUAUGUCAACAAGGGUUCCUAAAAAUGUAUUUUCAUCAUGUUCAAAUAUGCAGACAGUCUCUGUACUGAUUAAAACGGUCAAAAUCUACCCAUCAAUAAAAGGCUCUGUUUACCAACUCUUUGCAUUUCAGUUCACUCAAUUCAAAAUAUAGCUAUUUUGCUAUGAGAUCCUUUUAUUGACUUGCAUUUUGUUGUUGUUGAUAAUUAGAUGCAAUAUGAGUGACUCAUAAAUGGAUGUGAAUUCAUUUGACAUAAACCGAAAUGGCUCCAAGUAA
Cyprinus carpio (common carp) is the source of this 1479-nucleotide messenger RNA. RefSeq names its product malate dehydrogenase 2, NAD (mitochondrial). The record is from RefSeq and is a predicted model, not a curated record. Gene Ontology annotation, cellular component: mitochondrion; cytoplasm. Gene Ontology annotation, biological process: tricarboxylic acid cycle; malate metabolic process. Gene Ontology annotation, molecular function: L-malate dehydrogenase (NAD+) activity. Lineage: Eukaryota; Metazoa; Chordata; Actinopteri; Cypriniformes; Cyprinidae.